CAAGAAUGCAAUCAGGAGGAGCAGGAGGCGACGUUGACCGCGCUCUGACCAGCAUCCGGGCGCGGGCCGACCACCUGCGCCACACAGUUGCGCGCCUGGAGCACAACUUGGCUUGGAAUCCAGCCAGCACCUGGCCGGAACUGUUGAGUCAGUACAUGGUGAUCUCCAAGCAGUUAGAGAACAUGAACGAGGAAAUUCCCGACUUGGUGCAACACUUUGCGUGUGUGCCGAGAAUGUCGACGCCCAACCCAGCGGACAUCCCGCUGUUGUUGCGUACUCGCGAGGACCCAGAGAUGGAGGAGGAAGAUCGACAGCUCAUGGUCGAUAAACCGCGGGCUAAAAACACGGAAGCGUUGCAGAAGCUUGUGAUGGCGCAUAACGACGCAGUAGAAAGUCUGGAAGAGACGUUCAACGAGAUGUCGGACGGCCUGCUGAAGGCCAUCCGAGUGAACAAGUACGUCGUCAAGUCCAAGCCGCAGAGUACACAGACCCAACAGUUCAAAUACAUCGAAUCCGGCACGUACGAGUAAAGAAAUGGCCUUGUAGACAACGAG
Phytophthora infestans T30-4 is the source of this 554-nucleotide messenger RNA. RefSeq lists its product as uncharacterized. The coding region runs from base 6 to 530 and encodes 174 amino acids. The transcript has 2 exons. The record is from RefSeq and is a predicted model, not a curated record. Gene Ontology annotation, cellular component: mediator complex. Gene Ontology annotation, biological process: regulation of transcription by RNA polymerase II. Gene Ontology annotation, molecular function: transcription coregulator activity. Lineage: Eukaryota; Oomycota; Peronosporomycetes; Peronosporales; Peronosporaceae.